ACUACUGGCAUUAUAAAUUAUUCUGAGUAAUUUUUAUAUUUUUACAUUUUAAGUUUGUUUGUUUGUUUUCUUUAGAUUUAUAUAUAUGUUAAACAAACAGGAAGGGUAAAUCAAAAUCUAGUAAAAAAACAAAAGAAAUGUCUCAUGAGUUGAGUUACCAGCAACUUAAAAAUGCAAACGAAGCAAGAAUCAGUGAAGAACAAAGAAGUGAACAAAGAAAGAGAAAUAUUUUGUUGCUGAUUUUGCAUUAUAUGCAAGAGGAAGGUUACCUGGACUCAUUAAACUGUUUGGAACAUGAAGCUGGUGUAAGUUUGAAAAAGUUUGAAGUGUGUGACAAUGUUGAUUUACAGACAGUGCUACAGGAAUACGAAUCGUAUUAUUAUGUUAAAUUUAACAAGUGGCCCAAGAUUUCAAAAAGAUCUAAGGACCAACACAAUGAAAAGAGGAUCUCUUCAUCUAAAAAAUCUCUCUCCAACAAAGAAAGACUUUCUGUUAAAACGAAAAGCAAUUCAUUUAGUCUUCCCAAUAUAACGCAUUCUCAUAGUGAUUCAGAAAGUAUAAAUCAAGUUAGACGUCCAAAGAGUGACACAAGAAGAAUAAAAAAUCAAGAGCAGUCAAAUGAAGUGUUGUCACCAGCUUCAAGUCAAUUAGAUAUUUCUGGUGUAUCAGGAACUUCCAUUACAACACAGAAAAACAAAGCUGAACAGUCACAUGGAAAAAAAACAAUUGUUGACUACAAAGCAAUAUUAUCGAACACGUUAAAAACAGAAUACAUGUCAAAUAUCGAUACAUCGGAGCGUAUGUUGAAACCUCUAGCAGGAUAUACUGGUUUGUCAGGAGAAUUUCGUGAUUUGGCUGCCGUAGUUACAAGGGAUAUAUACCUGGAAAAUCCAAACGUGUAUUGGGAUGAUAUUAUUGGUUUAGAUGAAGCAAAGCGAUUGGUUAAAGAAGCUGUUGUUUACCCAAUAAGAUAUCCACAACUAUUUACAGGUAUCUUAUCUCCGUGGAAAGGAUUGUUGCUGUAUGGCCCUCCAGGUACUGGCAAAACACUUCUUGCUAAAGCCGUCGCCACCGAAUGCAACACAACCUUCUUUAAUAUAUCUGCUUCAACAAUUGUCAGCAAAUGGCGUGGUGAUUCCGAAAAAUUAGUUAGAGUAUUAUUUGAACUUGCUCGUUUUCAUGCGCCCUCCACCAUAUUCUUGGAUGAAUUAGAUUCGCUCAUGAGCCAGAGAGGUGCUUCAAGUGGUGGAAGUGGAGAACACGAAGGAAGUCGUCGUAUGAAAACAGAACUGCUUGUACAAAUGGACGGAUUAUCCAAGUCUGAAGAUCUCGUAUUUUUAUUGGCUGCUUCAAAUUUACCAUGGGAAUUAGACCAUGCAAUGCUAAGGCGAUUAGAGAAACGUAUUCUAGUUGACCUUCCGACUAAAGAAGCGCGCCAACGGAUGAUUGAACAUCAUUUACCAAGACAAAUAACUACAAACAAGAAUGGGUUGGAAAUUCGAACUGAGAUAGCUUAUGAAGAUUUAGCUGAGAAAACUGAAGGUUAUUCAGGUUCGGACAUUCGUCUUUUAUGUAAAGAAGCUGCAAUGAGGCCAGUCAGAAAGAUAUUUGACGUCUUGGAAAAACACUACAAAGAUAACAUAAAGGAGCUGCCAACUUUACAAGUUGAACCUGUCCUUACUUCAGACGUUGAAGCAGCGUUGGUUAGGACUAAACCUUCUGCAAGAAACAUCCAGGUCAAAUAUGAAAAAUGGCAACAAGAAUUCGAAUCUGUUUAAAAUCUGUUUAAUCCCUACAUCAACAAGAUGUGGAUACGAAGAGAAAUUCAUAAACUGUCACAAAUGGACUGUUUGGAUUGUGGUUAUGACGAGCCUUAAAUCUGUCCAAUGGAAACUUAGAACAUAUCAUCAAGUUUUUAAGAAAAAAAUAAUUCCAGGUUUCCUGAAUAAAGUCGCUGUCAUAAAAUGUGACGAAAAGAAACUUGCAACUGCAAUCGCAUGGAUUCUAAUGUUAUUAUCAGUCAAACUAAAAACAUGGAAAUCUAUCGAAAUCUAUGAAGUGGAACUCUGGAAAAUGAACUCGCACAUGUUUGGUGCCGUGUAUCUAUUCGGAAUAUCUUGUGGCUACUGAAUUGAGAUAUCAAAACCAAUCAGCGCUAUAUUAUUACAUUCGACUUUUUAUACAUUGAAACUUUUCUCUUAAGGUUUAGCACUUAGCCGGGAAAGGAGGAGACAUUUUAGUUAUUUUUUUUGCAGAAAAUUUUCAAAGUUAUUGUAAUAUAAAAUUUAUACUGUUGAUCUUUGCUGUUCCUGGUCAUGAUGAUAUGACCGACUACCACCAUUAAUAAACCUAUUCUCAUACCGCAGCUAGUUGAGUGUAAUACGUAAACUAUGUAUAAGACACCACUGUAGGUAAAACUGUUUUUAUUUCGGGUUUUCGAAUAACAUGUCUUCUUCAGCUUUAACAAAAGAUUUGAAGAAUACUUAGCAAUCCAUAUUUAAAUAUAUAUUAUAUUUAUAUAUUUCUUC
Molecule: messenger RNA, 2528 nt
Organism: Hydractinia symbiolongicarpus
Lineage: Eukaryota; Metazoa; Cnidaria; Hydrozoa; Anthoathecata; Hydractiniidae
Product: katanin p60 ATPase-containing subunit A-like 2
Exons: 18
Coding region: 138-1778 (546 amino acids)
Molecular function (GO): ATP hydrolysis activity; ATP binding; protein binding
Source: RefSeq, a predicted model, not a curated record